Jatropha curcas is the source of this 769-nucleotide messenger RNA. RefSeq lists its product as uncharacterized. Gene Ontology annotation, cellular component: endoplasmic reticulum; endoplasmic reticulum membrane. Gene Ontology annotation, biological process: intracellular protein transport; endoplasmic reticulum to Golgi vesicle-mediated transport. The record is from RefSeq and is a predicted model, not a curated record. Lineage: Eukaryota; Viridiplantae; Streptophyta; Magnoliopsida; Malpighiales; Euphorbiaceae.
AACUACUCUGCACCCUGUUUUUCUGUAUAUCAAAUUCAAAACUGCCAUUCUCAUUCAUUUCAUCUCUCUCUUGUAGAAAAAGAAGAAUCAUAGAAGAUGAUACAGCUUCUCUACACCGUAAUCUUUGCCGAAAUGGCUCUGAUUUUGACGCUCUUAUUCAAAACCCCUUUGAGAAAGCUUGUGAUCUUGACUUUGGAUCGGGUCAAGCAAGGCAGGGGACCUGUUAUGGUUAAGACCGUUGGCGGGACUGUUUUCAUUGUGCUGUUGUCUAGUCUAUACAGUAUGUUUGAGAUCCAGAACCGUAGUAUCGAAGCUGCUCCUAAUCCCACCGACCAGGUUCUCAUGGCUAGACACAUGCUUGAAGCCUCUCUCAUGGGAUUCUUGCUAUUCCUGUCAUUGAUGAUAGAUAGAUUGCACCAUUACAUUAGGGAACUACGUUUACUGAGGAAGGCAAUGGAGGCUGCUAAGAAACAAAGCCGGGGAUUUGAGGAUGUGAAAAAUGGGAACUCAGAGUAGAUGAAAGCCCUGGAGAAGAGACUGGUAACCUGAAAGUAUAGUUAAACUUUUUACCUCCUUACAGCAAGUCUGAGGAUUGGAUAUUGUUGUCUGGUUUACUUAUUAGUGUGCUUCAGCUAUCUAAUGAGCUUUUGAAGUCUAUGUUGUGUUUUUGUAUGAGCUGUCUAUAAUUUUGUUUAGUAAAUCAAUUAGUGGGAUGGUUGGACUAAAUACUCAUUCCAAAUAAAAAUAAAAAUAGUCACACUUUCCAUAA